Molecule: messenger RNA, 432 nt
Organism: Microdochium trichocladiopsis
Lineage: Eukaryota; Fungi; Ascomycota; Sordariomycetes; Xylariales; Microdochiaceae
Product: ATP synthase F1 epsilon subunit
Exons: 5
Coding region: 1-432 (143 amino acids)
Biological process (GO): proton motive force-driven ATP synthesis
Molecular function (GO): proton-transporting ATP synthase activity, rotational mechanism
Source: RefSeq, a predicted model, not a curated record
AUGAACACCCUCCGUGUCGCCCGCGCCGCCCUGCGCAUCAAGCUCAGCUUGUCUCUUCCUCACCAGUCCAUCUUCAAGUCCCAGGAUGUCGUCCAGGUCAACCUGCCCGCCGAGUCCGGAGAGAUGGGUGUUCUCGCCAACCACGUUCCCUCAAUCGAGCAGCUCAAGCCCGGCUUGAUUGAGGUCAUUGAGGAGGCCGGCGGCAGCAAGCAGUUCUUCCUGUCUGGCGGUUUCGCCGUCGUCCAGCCCAACUCGGUUCUCAGCAUCAACGCCGUCGAGGGCUACCCGCUUGAGGACUUCAGCGCGGAGGCUGUCCGUGCUCAGAUCACCGAGGCCCAGAAGGUCGCCAACGGCAGUGGCAGCGAGCAGGAUAUUGCGGAGGCCAAGAUUGAGCUGGAGGUUCUCGAGAGUCUGCAGGCCGUUCUCAAAUAA